AUGGAGGGGUACAUAGCCUCGCCGAGUUUCGCCAUCGCGAACCUUAUCUCUGUUAAAACGUUCACUCGGCUUCAGACUGUUGACCUGGCGAGUUUCGCUGGUGAACAAGUUUCCGGACGCUAUCAAAGGUCAGCAACGUUCGAAGAGAUAGAAGAAGAAGAAGAAGAAGAAGAAGACGACGAGCAUCAACCUGAUCAAAUCAACUUCCAGACCGUUUCCCUCACAGCGACUACCCUUGCCUCCGGAAAGACAAAUUGUCGUUUGUUCGAAGGUACAGUUGAUUUGAAAUGCUGCUCUUUGAAACAGCAGAUCGCAGAUUUUUCCUCAAAGACGUCGAUAGACGUUGUUUUGCCAUUGUCUUCCGAGGCUAUGGCAACAUGGCCUUAG
Soboliphyme baturini is the source of this 387-nucleotide messenger RNA. The record is from the annotation of a GenBank genome assembly. Lineage: Eukaryota; Metazoa; Nematoda; Enoplea; Dioctophymatida; Soboliphymatidae.